UUCUCGAAUCUCACUCCUUUGUUAAACAAUCUCACUUGAGUUUUCACGUAGCCGUUUAACAUCCUAAUAAACACGACUUUCACAAUAUUGAAGGAUUAGGAAUAUGAGUGCAAUGAAUGGUAGAUAGGGGAUAUAAGUACCAUACUUAUAAAAGAUUGGGGAUGGAUGAUGUAAUUUAAGCAAGAGUAAACAAAGGAACAAAAAUAGAAAAUUUCCGUCCGCCUCCAGCACCGUUCCGGCUAUCCAACCUGUCCUCCGCCCUGCCGCCACCAUAUUCCGUAAUACCCUACUUCCGUCUCAGUUCCCCACCAAGACCCGUUUUCCUCCUCUUCAUAAUUUAUCAUAAUCAGUUGUUUUCUGUAUAUUAGAUUUCAGGUUGGGACAGAUAUUUGAAAUUUCGAAAAUGCAAAAUUCAUGGUGGCUGUACUUCUGCUUGCUGAUCUUUAUUAUAAUGCUCUCUUUUCCAGUAUUUACUCGCGGAAAUGUGAUUGACAGAAAAAUUUUGCAUGUUGGUCAUGAACUGUGGAAGGAAGCAUUGCCAUUACAAAUGGGUUCACGCCUCUACGAAUUGAAAGGGCUAAAACCUCAUAGUUGGUAUGAAGUGAAGAUAUCAUAUCCAGCUUCGAUACCCUCUAGUUUCUCUUUACAACUAAAGAGAGGUAGUUCAGACUUGGGUCUGAAUAUGGGAAGAAAAUUGCUUAAUACAGAAAAAUUGAUUUUCAAGACUGAUGGAAUAGAUUCACUAAGUGACCAGGGAUUGCAUGUACUCUUAAAUGUUGAGUCUGAAGGUGUUGUUGCAAUACCAGGGAAACAGGAAAGGAAAUUUGUUAUAUUUAAUAUAGAUGCAUAAGACUGCAGCCGAAAGAUGGAGAGACGAGCCAUUUCCCUAUAUAUGAUAAAUUAGCCAGCAUCUUUGGCAGGGACCAUGCAACCGGUCAAGGAGAAGAGACUCGUGCAGCGAUAGAUUCAAAUAAUCGAUAGAAGGCUCAAAUUCAAGACAUGGAAGGUAAUGAUGAGUCAUUUUCUUCUGGCUCUAAUUGUGAUUUCACUUGGCCAUAAACAUCAAACAACAAGAAGGGUUGCUCCAACAAAUUUUUGCAGUACCAUUACAAUGAAUGAUAGUGUGAUAUAUAGUUUAUUGUCAAGACAAUGGAUAGAAUGGAGAAGAUAAUAAAACGAAUAUUUGGAAUUUGUAACAAUAAUUGUGGUUCGUGCAGAGCUCGCCCCACUAGGAUUGAGUAUGAGGGAUGAGUGCUAUGGAGACAUUUGUUGAGAACCCUAUUAGGUUUGAAUAUUUUUAAGGACUUGAAGGGGUCACGUAAUCUUGAAUUCGUGUUAAUACUUUUAGAAUAACAUCGUAUCGGCCGUACGUAAUUGUGUUUGAAUGUUUACUUAUUUAGAUAACAUUGAGAACUUUGUAAAUUUGUACCAUAUUCGUUCCAAAUAUAUUUCACUUUUUAAUGAA
Messenger RNA from Olea europaea var. sylvestris, 1465 nucleotides. RefSeq lists its product as uncharacterized. NCBI's taxonomy places the organism in Eukaryota, Viridiplantae, Streptophyta, Magnoliopsida, Lamiales, Oleaceae. The coding region runs from base 404 to 850 and encodes 148 amino acids. The record is from RefSeq and is a predicted model, not a curated record. The transcript has 5 exons.